GUAGCAGGUCUUGGAAUGGUGCUGGAAGGAAACCCUGAAGUGGGAGCCCCGCGGACCUCAGACCUCCAGCACCCGGGGAACAAGGGCUCUUGCAUCCUCUCUUCUCCUAGUGAAGAAGCACUGCCAGGCGAGGAACCCAUCAAGUAUGGUGAACUCAUCGUUCUGGGUUACAAUGGGUGUCUGGCAAGUGGGGACAAGGGCCGCCGCCGAAGCCGCCUGGCACUGAGCCGCCGGCCACAUGCCAACGGAGUGAAGCCAGAUGUCAUGCACCACAUCUCCACGCCACUCGUCUCCAAGGCCCUGAGUAACCGAGGCCAGCACAGUAUCUCAUACACACUGUCCCGGAGCCACUCAGUCAUAGUGGAGUACACACAUGACAGCGACAAAGACAUGUUCCAGAUUGGCCGCUCUACUGAAAACAUGAUUGACUUUGUGGUAACAGACACAUCUCCUGGCGGAGGGGCUACAGAGGGUCCUUCUGCCCAAAGCACCAUCUCCCGCUAUGCCUGCAGAGUCCUCUGUGACCGCCGGCCACCCUAUACUGCCCGCCUCUAUGCUGCUGGCUUUGAUGCCUCUAGCAACAUCUUUCUUGGAGAGCGGGCGGCCAAGUGGCGGACUCCUGAUGGUCUGAUGGAUGGCUUGACAACCAACGGGGUUCUGGUGAUGCACCCAGCAGGUGGCUUCUCUGAGGACUCUGCCCCGGGUGUCUGGAGGGAGAUUUCUGUCUGCGGGAAUGUGUACACACUGCGGGAUAGCCGAUCAGCCCAGCAGCGGGGGAAGCUGGUGGAAAAUGAAUCCAACGUCCUGCAAGAUGGUUCGCUCAUCGACCUGUGUGGGGCCACACUGCUGUGGCGCACUCCGGCAGGGCUGCUGAGGGCACCCACACUGAAACAACUGGAGGCCCAGCGACAGGAGGCUAAUGCAGCACGGCCCCAGUGUCCUGUGGGCCUCAGCACCUUGGCCUUUCCCAGUCCAGCCCGUGGCCGCACCGCACCUGACAAGCAGCAACCCUGGGUCUACGUCCGUUGUGGUCACGUCCAUGGCUAUCACGGCUGGGGCUGCCGGAGGGAGCGAGGCCCCCAGGAGCGCGAGUGUCCUCUCUGCCGCCUUGUGGGACCCUAUGUGCCCCUGUGGCUUGGCCAGGAGGCCGGUCUCUGCCUGGACCCUGGGCCACCCAGCCACGCUUUUGCACCCUGUGGCCACGUCUGUUCUGAGAAGACUGCCCGUUAUUGGGCCCAGACACCGCUGCCGCACGGCACCCAUGCUUUCCAUGCCGCCUGCCCCUUUUGUGGGGCUUGGCUCACCGGGGAGCUUGGCUGUGUCCGCCUAAUUUUCCAGGGGCCACUGGACUAGGCUCUCCAGGGUCCUUGCUGCCAUGCCCGCCUGCCCACCCAGGUCCCCCACCUCCUGCUGUUCAGAGGGAGCUCUGCAUGUGGGACUCUGCCUGCUGGCAAUAACCACACCAGUUGGAGGCACUGGAUGGGCUGUGGCCCUUCCCUCAACUCUAGCCUCUGAGAGGGUCCCUGAGAUCUCUAUCCCAGUCAUACUGAUAGGGACUUUAGCACCAGCUCCGCCCUGGGCUGAUGGAGAACACCCCACAUCAUGCCGCAUACACUGUGCCCCUGGGGGAAUGAAGGGACCAUGGCCCCUGACUUCCAGCUUAGACUGGUUGUGCUCUGAAUUUGCCAAUCCAGUAACAGCUAUUCCUCCCUCC
Molecule: messenger RNA, 1714 nt
Organism: Arvicanthis niloticus (Nile rat)
Lineage: Eukaryota; Metazoa; Chordata; Mammalia; Rodentia; Muridae
Gene: Peli3
Product: pellino E3 ubiquitin protein ligase family member 3
Biological process (GO): protein K63-linked ubiquitination; regulation of Toll signaling pathway
Molecular function (GO): ubiquitin protein ligase activity; protein binding
Source: RefSeq, a predicted model, not a curated record